AUGCGGGUUGAGGUUGAGUGCAAGGUCGCAUCCGACCUUCCUAAGUUUGUUGAGGGUCUAAGGCGUCUGGGAAAGGCGGACUCCAUCCUAGCUAAAAUGGUUUCAGCAGCAGGUGUCCCAUACCGGGAGACCAUCGUUGGUUGUUCACCUCUUAUGACGGCCAGGUCUUAUAACAGCCACAACCGCCUCAACAAGACGACCAGACCCAUGCCUGCUGUUCUUGUCGAGGCCAUUGAUGAUGGCACGAUUGGUCUAUCAGAUGAAGCAAAGGAUGGUACUAAAAUCUUGUUAGAGCAAAAUCAAUUGCUUGCAAAGCAGAUAUGGAGUUAUGGGCCAGAUGGUUGUGGACCAAAUAUGUUGUUAGAUCAGUCCAAAGGAGUCCAUUAUCUGAAAGAGAUCAAAGACUAG
This is a messenger RNA of Erigeron canadensis, 408 nucleotides long. Its product is annotated as elongation factor 2-like. Gene Ontology annotation, biological process: translational elongation. The transcript is spliced from 2 exons. NCBI's taxonomy places the organism in Eukaryota, Viridiplantae, Streptophyta, Magnoliopsida, Asterales, Asteraceae. Gene Ontology annotation, cellular component: cytosol; ribonucleoprotein complex. The record is from RefSeq and is a predicted model, not a curated record. Gene Ontology annotation, molecular function: translation elongation factor activity; GTPase activity. The coding region runs from base 1 to 408 and encodes 135 amino acids.